CUGCAAAUUUUCAUUAUUCAAUAUAUGAACAGGGGGGCGACGACCGUGGAAGUCCCUAUUUACAGCAAAAUGUGAAAAUCAUCGCGUGCACGAGACCAUUCUCUCCCACGACCAGCCACAAACAUGGUCGACGUUUACGGUCGUCUAAACUACGAUGAGGACGGUGGUUACAGCCCCGACCCCCCGCCGGCGCAAGUGUACCAGGGGCUGAAUCUUGCGUUGGAUGAAGAUGAGCCGCCGACGCAGCAGCGGGGGCUGUUCGACGUGCCCCCGCAACAGGCGCGGUUUUCUUUGCAGCAGCAGGAAUUUCAAUUUGCCGCCGGAGGUGGUGGACCACCGGGCGGAGCAGGACCUGGUGGCGUGAUGCCCGGCACCGCCCAGUCUGCGGGGGAACUGCUCCUGAACCAGGUGGAAACACUCGGAAGCAACAACGCAGGGAGAGAUGACAACAAUGUCAAUGUGGCCGGCGUCGGACCUGCUCCGGGUGUAAAUGCAAAUGCAAAUCCGAACAGCCAAUACAGCGAACGAAUCGUGGACUCCUUCAUUCAAGAGGGUAAAUUUGUCUCGGAGCGGGUGCUGGAGGAGAAAUUUGUCGUGGGGGUGAAAACCUUCAAAAUCAUCGAGAAAGUGGUCGAGGUUCCGCAAGUAGUGGUAAAGGAGGUCACGAAGGUGGUGCGGAAGCCGGAAAUUGUGGAGCGGGUGAUUCUAUCUCUGGUGCAGCAGAAGUAUCGUACUGUGUAUAAUUUGUCUGAAUUUUUGCAUGACAGGACUUGCUUGCUGCGUAGGUGGCUACCGUUUUAAGUUUAUAAACGAAUGGGACGCCCUGCCCUUAGCCUUCCAACAUGACAGGACUUGCUUGCUAUCCCACUUCAAUGCGCAUGACAAAGUCCAUUUUCAUGUUUCCUUUUGAAUUUGAAAAUGUUUCAUGCACUUUCCGACACUACUACAGUACAACAGUGCGAUGCUUUUGCAAUGCAUAGGUUGAAAAACCGAAGAUCAAGAUCGAGGAAGUGGUAAAAGAGAUUCCGAUCGUGAAAACGGUGGAAAAAACUGUGGAAGUGCCGGAGGUACAGCUUAAAUACAGAUGUAGAUCUUUUAUUUUCUGGUUGUAUAGCGCGAUACGCACGGGAUUUGCAUUUGUCAUGCAUUGAAAGGUGCCAUGAGAUGACGAAGGAGAGUGCAGCUGAAUCGUGAAACAACUACCACCGAAAACGCAAACCUUCACCCAGGUUAUCUACGAGGAAAAGCUGACCUACGUUCCAAAGAUCGUGUAUGAGGACCGGAUUAUUGAGAUCCCCAAGGUAGAAUACAAGGAGAACGUGAUCUACACGGAAGAAGUGGAAUACCGUGAGUACGUAGUCGACAAGGUCGAGGAAGACAUCAAGUAUGAAACCCGCACCAACAAGCGCUACGUCGAGAAGCCCAUCGCUAUGCGGAUGGAGGUGCCGGCCACGGGAAAGCUGCCCGGGGAGGAAAACGGACCGGCCCCGAAAACGGUUUUCACCACGGAUAUCCUGUGCAAAAGUAUCGUAGUCGUAUUGCAGUCAUGCAUUGCAAAUCUUUUUCUUAAGGUAAAUCAGCAUUACAAAUUUUAUUUCUCAUGCUGAGGAAAUUUGUAAUGCAUUUGUACGACAACAGCGAUACUUUUGCAGUUCAUAGCGGAAACGCAGGCGCAAGCGCGCGACGUGGAAGUGCAGAAAGUCACUUUCGACGAAUUUCCAGUCAGGAAAGAGGUAGGAUCAUGCAGCUGUAACUGACUCCGCUACUGCUUUGUUGAUGAUAAAGCCUGAAGCUUUAGAGUUUGUCAUGCUCGAACAGAAAUUUAAGAAAAAACACGCCGAAACCUUUCAAGGUUCCCGUCCCGCUCUACCGCAUGGUUUUUCCCGACGGGUCGAAGAAAUAUCCAGGAAAAAACACCCGCUCACAUCCAAUUUGUCAUGCGAAACACGUAUCAAGUCCUGUGCUUGCCAUGCAAAAAAUGGAUGGGGAUCAUGGGUUUUUUUCUGUGGAUAAGAAAGUCGCCACUUCGAUUUUCGGCUACCCCGAUCUCCCGAAACCGAAAUCGCUGAUCGAGUCGGAAUUCGGCAUUCCCUUCGACGAGCAGAACGGAAAGACGCCGAACCCGAACAAUUUAGGACCGAACGCAAACCUGGUGAACACCACGAAACCGCCGCCCUCGACUUCGCAACUGUACCGCGGCAUGGUGGUGGAACAGCAGCAGCAGCAGCAGGUACAAAUGCCAGGGUCGUUUACUAUGAAUAACGGAAACGGAAUGAACUCGGUUCCCAUCUACAACCACAUGGCCCCGAGUGGGUAUCUAUGCAUUGCAAAAGCAUUGUACUGCUAGUAUAGAUUGCAUUACAAGUUUUCUCAAAGGGAAAUCUUAAUCUUGAAUUUGUAAUGCUGUAGUUGUACCUAAAGCCUCCUCUCCAGAUUGUCAUGCAUAAUUGCAAUUACUACGAGUACGAUACUUUUGCACUGGAUAGCAUCGGCCGGUGGAUGCCAGCGACAAUGUGUUGUCUUCCAUCCACGGGCAACAGGCGUCGAUGUAUGUAAACACCGGCGCGGCCGUGUCCAGGUUCGACCAAAAUUCCGUCCACCCGAGACUGCGGGCGGCGGCGUGAGGAGGAGAGUGGUGGUGGAAUGGAUAUUUGGCUUUUGAUUUAUCUCAAUUUCUACGUCGCUGUAAAUUCAGAUUGUCAACACUGUUUCAGUUUCUUUUUCGUUGUGGAUCUAGAUGUAGAUCCUAUUUCUAGUAGAAAGAGGGGUGUGCAUGAUCUACUUCAUCAUGAUGGUCGUGCUUGUUCAUCGUCACGUGAAUACUUUGCCAGCUUGAACGAGGUGUUUGCACUUUGAAAAAUAGCCUCAACAUUUUUUCCAGCAAGAAGAGACAGAGAACGACAUAGGCUGCAUAGCGAAUGCGAAUGGUUAGUAUGUACAGGACUACAGGUUGUAAUCUUCGUACAGAUUUAUUCAUCCCAGAAGACAAACAGCAGGUGGGCAUUUCGAUCACUACAACUUUAGAAUUAGAACACAAUUUAAGCAGCUUUCGUUGUAAUAUCUAUGUAUGCUAUGCAAUAAAGAAGCUUUGUGUCCUCGAGUGCUUACCGGAGAAGUCCUCGAGAUGAUGAAGCUCUUGUUUUUUUCCAAGACAACAUCUGUUCUUUUUUUGCCAGCUGCUGUUAUGAGCCUUGCCAGAGAACAUUCGUGAUGUUUGUUUCCAAGGGGAAAAGAAAAGUCCAGUGAGGAUUACUCGCACAACAAAGUACGAAGAUGUACUAAGUAGUAGUAAAAGCGCCCUGUCGUCGUGUCUGUGUGGUGUCUCUAGUGGGGAUGUGCUGAGCGAAGUAGAGUUUUUUCUGAUGAAUGUGCUGCGCCUUCCAACUUUGUUUCUGUGGUGGUCUCCGGCUGCGGAUGGUCAUCUACGGCAUUUUUUUUUCCGUUUCACUUUACUUCGUCGUAGAAAACGAAAAGGCAACAUUAAGCCCACGAGGACUAGUUGUGCUUCAAUUUCCAGUAACAAACUAUCGCUCUUCCUUUUAGUUUUGGCACGUCCAAGUUCUAGGGAUAGUCACCGACAUUGACGUACGUGUUUUCUUUGCGACGUAUCGCCACCGAGACAGCUGAGCAAUAGUCUGACUGUAGUUGUACGAAAAAUCACGGCAUUUUGUUUUUGCAAGACUGCAAGCGUUGCUCUUGCUGCAAUAUCAGC
Messenger RNA from Amoebophrya sp. A120, 3712 nucleotides. Lineage: Eukaryota; Dinophyceae; Syndiniales; Amoebophryaceae. The record is from the annotation of a GenBank genome assembly.